Molecule: messenger RNA, 416 nt
Organism: Cetraspora pellucida
Lineage: Eukaryota; Fungi; Glomeromycota; Glomeromycetes; Diversisporales; Gigasporaceae
Source: the annotation of a GenBank genome assembly
AUGUUCCCACAAAGAAGAAGAAGCGGUCGUUGGACUGAGCAAGAAAAACAACUUCUUGAAACAUUGGUUCAGACUUAUGGUUAUAACUGGAGACUAAUCGCAAUACUUAUGCAGCAAACGCGCGAUCAGCGUCAAAUUCGGGAACAACGCAGAAUUACUCCAUCCGAAUCCCAAAGAAUUCAGGAUUUGUUUGUGCAAUAUGGUCGUCAGUGGAAACUUAUCGCAUCAUUUUUUCCCGGCUUCAGUCCUAUUAUGGUGCGUAAUCAUUGGAACAAUCUUCAGCGCAAACGAAUGAAUCAACUUCGCUCACAAAAUCAACAACCGGACUUUGCUCCAUUUGGAAGUUAUCAACAAUUGGAUCAUCAACCAGCUCUUGCUCCUCCUUCAGAUAGCAGUCGUGAGAAGAUGUCAAUACC